UAUUGGAUCAUUGCAUCAAGACUCCUUGUCGAAUUUGGAUACACUUUUCAAUAUUCUAUGAAUGAGACUAGAAAGGAAAAGAAGAACCAUCAACUAGAGAAAAAGACAACAGGAUAUUUCGUAAGAAGAUUCCCUUUAUGAUGAGGAGGUUAGGUUCACGCCUUCACGGGCAGGACAGUCAUUCCGCCAGUACAAGUCCUUAUUUUAGUGGGAAUUGGGAAUGCCAGGUAUUAAUGUCCAUUUGCGCCACGGAGUCUCCUCUGUAUCAUUUGAGAGCCCGCGUCCGAAAUCUCUUCAGCAACUCUCCGGAGACUCCGCAGUCGUCUUCUUCCCGCUGCUCCACCGUCAACCAAGCCGGAGAGCCCUGCUGCUGUCCUGUUCACCGUAAGGACUUUCCCCUUUUUCUCGUUUCAACCAACUGUUUUCUACUCCUUUUCUGCUUGCUUCAGUGGUUCUUUUGUGUGUAUUCUUUCACGGUGGUUGGGUUUCGUCGUCUGCGACGGCUGGUGGAUUGUGAUUGAUUGAACUCUGGUGGAGGGUUGGUGACAAUUUGCUCUGUAGCGGAUAAAGUUUAGAGCUUUACUGUCUUGUUGUUAGUGAUUGUUUGAACUGCAUUCUAUUAUAAAAUCUUUUACCGCAUGUUCCACCAAGGUUUGGCCUUUGUGCUGUGAUCUUUUCUUGUUGGACCUCAACCUGUGAUCUUUGUCAGUAGAUAUAAGUAGCGAGGAGAAAUUAAAACGUGGUUUGUGUUUGUUCUUUUAUGCUGAAUGUGGGUUUGGGAUGCUUCCAUAACCCGUACAGUCACUCUUGACUAGUUUCUGUGUAUUCUUUUGAAGAGACCAAUGAAGUUACAUGGUUAUGAUGAUGUAGAGUUCUUGUAGUACUGAUGUUCCUGCUGCUGUGAAUUUCUCAGAUGGAAGACCAGAGUCCAAGACGGAGACAGAUCAUCGAAACAGAUGCUCAUCUUCCUCCAGAUGGCAAUAGUAAUGUUGGGGGAAACAAGAUUUGUGCAGAGGCACCUUGUGGCUUCUCUGAUGCACUGAGCAGCAAUUCGGAAGAGGCCAGAGAACGAGCAGCUUCGAUGCGGAAGCUGCUGAUGGCAGUCGGGUUCUGUGUGGUUUUCAUGGCUGUUGAAGUCGCCGGAGGGAUCAAGGCGAACAGUUUAGCUAUACUGACCGAUGCUGCGCAUUUGCUUACAGAUGUUGCAGCGUUUGCCAUCUCGUUGUUCUCUCUGUGGGCUGCUAGUUGGGAGGCCACUCCGCGCCAGUCGUAUGGGUUUUUCAGGAUCGAGAUUCUUGGCGCGCUGGUGUCGAUGCAGAUCAUUUGGCUGCUCACUGGGAUUAUCGUGUAUGAAGCCAUUGUUAGGCUCGUUUAUAACACAGGUGAAGUGGAUGGCUUUCUGAUGUUUUUGGUUGCAGCAUUUGGUCUGGUGGUGAAUAUUAUCAUGGCGUUUUUGCUGGGCCAUGAUCACGGUCACGAUCAUGGCCAUAAUCACGGCCAUGGUCAUCAUGAUCAUGGUCACAAACACGAUCACGGACAUGGUCACGAACACGAUCACCAUCACGAACAUGAGCACAGUCAUGAGGAUUAUCAUGAUCAUUUGGAAGAAGGGCACCAACAUGUUGAUGAAGAGAGUGCAAAGCCACUGCUAGAUAAUAAGGAAAAGGGAGAGAAGAAGAAGAAAAAGAACAUAAAUGUUGAGGGAGCUUAUCUUCACGUUCUUGGUGAUUCUGUCCAGAGCAUAGGAGUAAUGAUUGGAGGAGCAGUCAUUUGGUACAAGCCUGAAUGGAAGAUAGUCGAUCUAAUAUGCACCCUAGCCUUCUCAGUUAUAGUUAUGGGCACGACGAUCAAGAUGUUGAGAAACGUUCUGGAAGUCUUGAUGGAGAGCACGCCCAGAGAGGUUGAUGCAACAAAGGUUGAGAAAGGGAUUCUGGAGAUGGAAGAAGUGGUAGCCAUCCAUGAGCUGCAUAUAUGGGCCAUCACGGUUGGCAAGAUCCUCUUGGCUUGUCAUGUUAAAAUCAGGCCAGAAGCAAACGCCGACGUUGUGCUGGACAAUGUCAUAAACUACCUCAAGAGGGAAUACAACAUCAGCCAUGUCACAGUCCAAAUAGAGCGUUAAUGGUGGAGGGGAGUCAAUUCAGCUCACCUGACCUGUUGUCUUGAUUGAAAGAUUUGAGCUUUGAGAAAACCCAUGUUUUGAGUAAAACUUGGAUCUUGAAAUGCUUCAGAAAUGAAGGAAAGCUCGAUGGGUUCUCGAGUUUGUAGCCAGAAGGUGCAAUCUUUACCGUUUACAAACACAGGGCUUUGAGGCGAAAGGGGAAGAUGUAAUCAAAACUAAAACUUAAG
Molecule: messenger RNA, 2346 nt
Organism: Linum trigynum
Lineage: Eukaryota; Viridiplantae; Streptophyta; Magnoliopsida; Malpighiales; Linaceae
Source: the annotation of a GenBank genome assembly